Ogataea philodendri is the source of this 330-nucleotide messenger RNA. RefSeq lists its product as uncharacterized. NCBI's taxonomy places the organism in Eukaryota, Fungi, Ascomycota, Pichiomycetes, Pichiales, Pichiaceae. The transcript is spliced from 3 exons. The coding region runs from base 1 to 330 and encodes 109 amino acids. The record is from RefSeq and is a predicted model, not a curated record.
AUGUACUUGAGAACGUUGAACGUCAGAACGAUCGUCAGUAAGGGUUCGUUACCAAUUAACAGUGAUGGCUGGACUGUCAACAUUGAGCCAAACAGAUUCAAACUUGACUGCACAAGAUCAGGAUCGUCCUCCACAAUGGCCAUCUUGGAUGUGAAUAUGGUGUCGAUCUCGGCGGUGGAAAAGAAUUGGAUAGUCGAGUUGAUCAGAUACUUGAACUCGUUGGACUUGGAUUGUAAUACCGUAGGGAGCAAGCUUGCGUCCAAAAUCAAGCUCACAAGGUCAAUCAACUGGGAAUCCGCGCCUUCUUCACCAAAAUCCUUAGAUAUAUAG